GGUGUCCACAGCCUGGAGCUUCCAAGUGUCCACGUGCCCCUCUGCAAAGAAAAGGACUCCACCUGCCCGGUGUGGGAAAGGAGGGUCUACUGGCCCAGUCGGUUGCGUCCCAACCCCAAAAGAGGCCUUCCUUCGCUAUAAUGCUAGCAUCCGGUGACUUCGCCUCUGCUUCCUGGGAGCUCGUGGUCCGAGUGGACCACCCAAAUGAAGAGGAACAGACUGACGUCACACUGAGAGUGUCCGGAGACCUGCACAUCGGGGGAGUGAUGCUCAAGUUGGUGGACCAGAUCAACAUAGCCCAAGACUGGUCAGACUUUGCUCUUUGGUGGGAACAGAAGAACUGCUGGCUCCUGAAAACCCACUGGACUCUGGACAAGUGUGGCGUGCAGGCAGACGCCAAGCUUCUCUUCACCCCUCAGCAUAAGAUGCUACGCCUCCGCCUGCCCAAUGGGAAGACCGUGAGGCUGCGCGUCAGCUUCUCUGCCGUGGUGUUCAAGGCUGUGGGUGACAUCUGUAAAGCCCUGAAUAUUAGACGCUCAGAGGAACUCUCCUUGUUAAAGCCUUCUGGGGACUAUUUUAAGAAGAAAAAGAAAAAAGACAAAAAUAACAAGGAACCUGUUAUUGAAGAUGUUCUAAACUUGGAGAGUUCUUCAACAAGUUCUGGUUCACCAGUAAGUCCUGGCUUAUACAGUAAGACCAUGACUCCCACCUAUGACCCCAUCAAUGGGACACCGGCGUCAUCCACCAUGACAUGGUUCAGUGAUAGCCCCUUGACAGAGCAACACUGCAACAUCCUGGCCUUCAGCCAGCCUCCUCAGUCACCGGAAGCACUGGCUGACAGGUACCAGCCCCGGACUCUGAUUGAUAAAGCCAAGCUGAAUGCAGGUUGGCUGGAUUCCUCACGCUCUCUUAUGGAACAAGGCAUCCAGGAAGAUGAGCGACUACUGCUACGAUUUAAAUACUACACUUUCUUCGACUUGAAUCCUAAAUACGACGCUGUCCGGAUAAACCAGCUCUAUGAACAGGCCAGGUGGGCAGUUCUCCUGGAAGAAAUUGACUGCACAGAGGAGGAAAUGAUGAUCUUCGCGGCACUGCAGUACCACAUCAGCAAGCUGUCAUUGUCCGCUGACAUCCAGGAUUGUGCACACGAGUCCGAGGUCGAUGAAGUCGAAGCAGCACUGUCUAAUUUGGAAGUGACUCUUGAAGGUGGAAAAGCAGACACCACUUUGGAGGACAUUACUGAUAUCCCUAAACUUGCAGAUAAUCUGAAAUUAUUUAGGCCCAAGAAGCUAAUAUUAAAAGCUUUCAAGCAAUACUGGUUUGUCUUUAAAGACACAUCUAUCGCAUACUUUAAAAAUAAGGAACUUGAACAUGGAGAACCAGUAGAAAAACUAAACCUUAGAGGCUGUGAAGUUGUGCCCGAUGUGAAUGUAGCUGGGAGAAAAUUUGGAAUCAAGUUACUAAUCCCUGUGGCUGAUGGCAUGAAUGAAGUAUAUUUGAGAUGUGAACAUGAGAAUCAAUAUGCCCGCUGGAUGGCUGCCUGCAUUUUGGCAUCAAAGGGCAAAACCAUGGCAGACAGCUCCUACCAGCCCGAGGUCCUCAACAUCCUUUCCUUUCUGAGGAUGAAAAACCGCAACUCCUCUGUUCACAUGGCUUCCAGUCUUGAAAACAUGGACAUGAACCCGGAGUGUUUUGUGUCUCCUCGGUGUGCCAAAAAACACAAGUCUAAACAGCUGGCCACCCGGAUCCUGGAAGCUCAUCAGAACGUGGCCCAGAUGUCCCUGGUUGAAGCAAAGCUGCGGUUCAUCCAGGCAUGGCAAUCGCUUCCAGAAUUUGGCCUCACCUACUACCUCGUCAGAUUUAGAGGAAGCAAGAAAGAUGACAUUCUGGGGAUUUCAUACAAUCGGUUGAUUCGAAUUGAUGCCAUCACUGGGAUUCCGAUUACAACAUGGAGAUUCACCAAUAUGAAACAAUGGAACGUAAACUGGGAAAUCCGGCAGGUAGCCAUCGAGUUUGAUCAAAAUGUCUCCAUCGCCUUCACCUGCCUGAGUGCAGAUUGCAAGAUUGUGCACGAGUACAUUGGUGGCUACAUUUUCUUGUCUACCCGUUCCAAGGACCAGAAUGAAACCCUUGAUGAGGACCUCUUUCAUAAAUUGACAGGUGGCCAGGACUGAGUGGAAGCUGGCUGCCUGCUUGGCCUCCUGGACGUGGAGAGUUCUCCCUGGGCACCAUGGCUUCCUCAGUGGGUAGAUUCCAGACUCAUAGAAUAUAUUCACCCAUGGAUACCAGGAUCCUCACCUCACUUGGGCACACUGCUGGCCCAGCCCUGGCCUUACUUUUCCUUGUGCUACCUAAAGUGUCAGGGUCUUUGUGGCCUUUUCUAUCGAAGGAGAGGAUGAUACCAAGAUUGCUCUGCAGCCCAGCACAUAGCUAUAUUUGGUGACUUACAGCACCUGCUAAAUGUUGCCUAGAAGUUAACCUUGUGGGUUUUGGCCUCUUUGUAAGUCAGGAACAAAGACAGAAGGGUAAAAAAACCACACACAGCAAAACUUGGGUAUAAAGAGAAAUGGGUCUUUCCUCAAUGAAUCUGAUCUUAGCUCUCAUCUUGUCAAAAUGGCAGAGGGAACACACAAACACACACACACACGCACACACACAUACACACACACACACACACACACACACACACACACUCUUUCCCCCUGGAGGUCAAGGAGAUGUAAGGAGAAAUAAUAAGCUUAACUGGUCCCAGGAGCCAAAACAGUGAUCAUCAGUGCUGUCGGUCUACAGAGACAACAGCCAAGGUGACUCUUGAUCCAUUGGGUCUAAUCAUUGGCUCUCUCAUGUUACUGCUGCCACCAAAAUCCCCAUUUCGAGGGACGCUUUAUACACAUUAACAUCCUUUCAGGUGGAAAGGGGCCAACAGAGUUUCACAUGUAGCCAAGGCUGGCCUGAAACUCAUGAUCCUCCUACCACAGCCUUCUGAAUGCUAGAAUUGUAGGCAUAGGUGUGCACCACCACACCUGGCUUCUUCUUGAAGAUGUGAGUCACUCAGGGACAUAGGGAGAUCACUUUGUCAGCCCAGGUCCACAUCUCAAUGGUUUGUGCUCUGGACUUGGGGCUCAGGAAGACAGACCCAGUUCUUUGUUCA
Molecule: messenger RNA, 3151 nt
Organism: Dipodomys spectabilis (banner-tailed kangaroo rat)
Lineage: Eukaryota; Metazoa; Chordata; Mammalia; Rodentia; Heteromyidae
Gene: Fermt1
Product: FERM domain containing kindlin 1
Exons: 15
Coding region: 141-2174 (677 amino acids)
Biological process (GO): cell-matrix adhesion; integrin-mediated signaling pathway
Cellular component (GO): focal adhesion
Molecular function (GO): integrin binding
Source: RefSeq, a predicted model, not a curated record